CGAACCAAAAAUGCCGAAUCUCACCCCGCUCUAGGUAGAUAAAUGCAGCGUAGCAGAAUGAAAGGCGGUUCCGGUAUGCGCAACCACAGUGCGCUGUAACUUCGUGCUUGCAACUAUCAACUAUAAACAGUUCGUUGUUGGCCCCUCGCGGAUUGAUGUAGCGGGCAGCCUGCUUGCCGAAACUCACCUGCCGCAAUGAUGCCGAGGCACGUCGCGUCUGCAUCAUCCGAGCCACAACGGGGCUGUGUGACCUUGGCUAGCCCGCUGGGCGGCAUAACAAUCGAACGUGGUACAUGGCUGGGAGCCUCCAGCCAGCAACCAGCCCAACGAUCGGUUUCAACGUAUAAAACCACCCCCGGGAGUCUUUGGUGCCGUCAGUCGUUUUGACGGUCAAGUUCAGAACAGUUUGCUCACCUGCGGAAAAGGUGACCCGAUUGCCGAUCAACAACCAUCAUGAGGAUCGUUGUAGCGCUGGUGGUUGUCCUAGUGGCGCUGGCCGUGGCCGACGCAAAGUGCAACAAGUGCAAUCACAACGAGUGCGAAUGUGAGCUGAAGAUUGCCCGCGGGCCAACGCCUCAAGUGUUCCCAUUUUUCAAGAAGAAAAAGUGCAACGUUACUAAGCCGCUGGAGCUGAAGCCGACGCCGGACGUUUGCUCCUGCGAACAGGAGUACCGCAUUCGUCCCUCCUGCUCGGAGCACAUCGAGCCGAAGUUUGCCAAGUCGCGAUCGUGCGAGUGUGGUUUCGAUCAUCAUCCAGCGCAACCGAAACCCAAAUAUUCCGUCGACAUGAUCAGCCAGCAGCUGGCCAUCGAGCACGCAAACAAGCAAAGAAUCCCGGAAACGGACCUGCACAUGUACAUUAACCCGAUGGCACCGCCACCGACGCCCAAGUGCGAUAGCAUCGCGGAGGAGCAACUGUACAAGCUGCACAAGCACGUGCUGGAGCUGAAGCCACCGAAGCGGAAGCGCGUCCACUAUCGCGUCCACUCCUCGGAGGAGGCGGAAGGGGCACCGUGCAAUCCGAAGGGUCAGAGCUACUAUGACAUCUGCUACGGCAAGGUGGAGGUGAAGGAGCCGAAGUUUAACUUGCGUCCGCAGGAUGGGCCAGUGUGUGACAACUGCCAGGACAAAUCGACGGCAGAGGAGAUGGACGAGUCGGAGGAGGACUAUUCUCCCGAGCAGCCCAUCAAGUACUGCUCGAAGUGUUCGAAGACUAAGAGCAAAUGUGGUUGUGCGACGUGUGCCAAUAGUUACGUCGAAGAGACGGAAGAGGACGACAGUCCGUACUUCCGUCGGGCACGCUCUUCCGAUGAUGGCGUAUCGGGGCUGGUAGUCUAGGAUGUGAAUGGGAGGGCAGACUAUUUCGCUGAUUUCCUGUUGUGAUAUGCUAGUAUAAACCUAGUGGUUUGCUGUUCCACAUUUGCAUACAUGCUUGUACAUAAUAACAAGAAAAUAUAAUGUUUUUGUGAUAAUUAUA
Molecule: messenger RNA, 1477 nt
Organism: Anopheles gambiae (African malaria mosquito)
Lineage: Eukaryota; Metazoa; Arthropoda; Insecta; Diptera; Culicidae
Exons: 2
Coding region: 454-1338 (294 amino acids)
Source: RefSeq, a predicted model, not a curated record